This is a messenger RNA of Macrobrachium nipponense, 6158 nucleotides long. It is a transcript of the gene trbd, whose product is annotated as ubiquitin thioesterase zranb1-like. Gene Ontology annotation, cellular component: nucleus; cytoplasm. The transcript has 11 exons. Bases 624 to 3158 code for a protein of 844 amino acids. Gene Ontology annotation, biological process: protein deubiquitination involved in ubiquitin-dependent protein catabolic process; protein K29-linked deubiquitination; cell migration. Gene Ontology annotation, molecular function: K63-linked polyubiquitin modification-dependent protein binding; cysteine-type deubiquitinase activity. Lineage: Eukaryota; Metazoa; Arthropoda; Malacostraca; Decapoda; Palaemonidae. The record is from RefSeq and is a predicted model, not a curated record.
AACAGAGAAAUCUCAGGGUCGUCUGUACUUGAUGUAGUGUUAUUUACGGUGACGAUACUCCUAUUUACACUUAGGUAAUUAUCAGUUUUCGCCGCCAUUUACGAUCUUUGACAAUUGAUGUUUGAUUUGCAUACAUUUUACAAUGCUAAAUGCCCACCAUGAAAGCGAGGUAGCCGACAAUUGAAGAAAAAUGUCGUCUCCAGCGAGUGAACUUCUUUCAGUUUCCAGUGAAUUUUAUUGUUGUUGUGGAACCAGUACCGUGUCGAAUUUACUUCGUAGAUGGAGCUUUAGUCUUCCUUAAUGCUUAUCGUGACUAGAUAUUAGCUGAAGAUCGUAAAGUCUAAGUGUAUUCAAGUUGUUCCUGGAAUUUCGGUCUGGAUAAUGGUGCUGAGAUAGUGGAUUAUGGUUUGAACAAGCGUGGUAAGAGAGUGCCAUGGUUGUGUGGUAAACGGCACUCUUUCCCCAAUUUUUGGGGCCACCCCCUACCACCACCAUCCCCCCCAACACCACACAUUUGCAUUUUUCAAUCAUCACACCAUCAAUAUUCACCACACAUGUCUUCAUAGUUGCUCUGCCAUUUUGGGACUCCACUUUGGUUGCAGCAUAGGAGGGUGUCUGACAACAUGAGUGAAGGAGGCAAGAAAUGGCAAUGUGGAAGAUGCACGUAUCUCAAUUAUGCCAGUGCUCUACGUUGCACCAUGUGCACGGUUCCCCGCUCACCCCAUCUCAUUGUAGAAGCUGGUACCGACAUCUACCAACUGGGAUGUCAGGCAGGACCUCCAACCAGACCACCACCAGAAGGUGGUCUUCCUCCACAAGAGGUCGACAAGUGGACUUGCCACUUGUGUACAUACCGCAAUUUUCCAAAAGCACUACGUUGUACCCAGUGCCGCACACCUCGCCUUUCAUUAGCUGACCAAAUGGCAAACAUGUCUUUAGCGAAACCGGCUUCACCUUCGCCUACAAAACCUGUCACUACCAUACCUCUUAACCCUGCUGCUCCUACUCCUCCAGCGACUGCUGCGGUUACGUCAAUCACCACAUCUCCCACCCUCGUGACAUCUGCCAAAAUCGUCACGGGAUCAUCCAUUACUACCACUACGCCAACUAAUAACCGCACGGGUGGACAAAGCCCCAACAAAGGUGUUCCUGGGCAACAAAGUUGCAUUCACGGAGCAGGAGCAGAAAACGAAAGUCCAGGAGGAACGCCACCUGGUGGAGCAGGGCGAUGUAGUCCUCAAGGAGCAGGAAUGACUCAGUCUCAAUCUCGUCACGAAGGAGAGCCGGCCGUGCCCAGUUACAAAUGGCGCUGCCGGGCAUGUACAUAUGAAAAUUGGCCACGAUCAACCAAGUGUGUCAUGUGUGGCACCCCUAAAGGUCUUUGCCCUCCCGCAGCUCAGUCGCAACCUGCGCGCCUUGCUACUCCCCCUCCUCCAACAGACAGCAAAAACAAUAAUAAUAAUAGUUCAAAUAUAGUUACAACACCAAGUGAACCUUGUGAGAUACCCAACAAAGUGGAAAUUAUACAAGAAACAAGUGACGUUCAACAGACUGACAUUAAUGCUAAAAACAGAGAAAAUAUAAUUGAAAUUAGCAAAUCUCGAAUAAGUGAACCUCAGGUCCAAGAACAGCAGCUAAUAUCCCAAAGAAAUGCGAAUGAAACUAAUGAAAAUAGUAGUAUUGCUACUAACAUGAGCACAAAUAUCGGCCCAGGUGCUGUCAGUCAUCGACCUGGAGAAGGAGCUAUGGCUCUGAAUAACUACGAAACUGAACGACUGUUGCGGCAGCUUAGACGUCGAUUACGGGAAGCAGAUUGGGCCUGGUUGAAUGCAUGCAAUGGUGUUGUGGAAGGCAACUAUGAACCGGUGGAAGCAUAUUUAUCUGCAGGUGGUGAUCCUAUGAGACAGUUAACAAGCGCAGAUGUAAAAUUGCUGUCACGUCCUUCUGCAUUUGAUGAAGGUCAUACGUUAGUGCAUUUAGCCAUCAGAUUUGGCCGUGAAGAUUUAUUGGCUACAAUACUCUCUCGGAUGGACGGAGGUGGCACUGGGGUCAAGAGGGUCCCAUCUUAUGUUGCACCUGACUUGGCCAAUGACAUUCGUCGUCACAUGUCGGCUUCCAUCCGCCAGAGGAAAGGUCCAUUUCCUUGCCAUUUUGUAUCCGAGUUAGUUACAUUUUCUCUGCCCGCAGAUAUCGAAGAUUUACCUGUAAGUGUACAAGAACAGUUGUUUGAAGAAUUACUUGAUAGAGAUGCCCAAAAGCAACUAGAGGAGGAUGCUCCUAUCAUUAAUUGGUCCCUAGAAAUUACAGAUCGGCUGGGAUCCAGACUAUAUGCUCUUUGGAAUCGCACUGCAGGGGACUGCCUCCUAGACUCAAUGCUGCAGUCUACCUGGGGCGUAUUUGAUCGGGAGAAUGUCCUGAGAAGAGCAUUGUCAGACAGCUUGUCAGAAGCUUCUCAUUUAUUCUAUCCCCGCUGGAAAGAGUAUGAACGCUGGCAAGCUCGCCUGUUAGACUAUUAUGUUCCAGAAGGUCAGGUUCUAGAGGAGUGGGCAGAACUGAUAUGCUUGGCCUCUCAACCUGGUGCUGCCUUGGAACAGCUACAUAUAUUUGUGUUGGCGCAUAUUCUUAGAAGGCCAGUCAUUGUGUACGGGGUGAAGUGUGUGAAAAGUUUUCGAGGAGAAGAUCUAGGAUUUGCUAGAUUUGAAGGUGUUUAUUUGCCUCUGUUGUGGGAACCUUCAUUUUGCUGGAAGUCUCCCAUAGCCUUAGGAUACACUCGGGGUCACUUCUCAGCUCUGGUGCCCAUGGAACCUGAUUCUCCUGAUAAUUUAGGAGCAGGUGCAAUUCUAGAUGCAGGAGAAUCUCAAGUAGUAUUUCUACCUUUAAUGACCCAUGAUGCCAAACUUCUACCAGUCCACUUUCUCACACAGGCUGAGGUUGGUUGUGAGGAAACCUUACUGAGGCAGUGGCUAGAAGUGUGUGUUAGCGAAGGAGGCGUGCUUGUCGCUCAGCAGCACAUAACCAAAAAGCCAUUAACUGUUGCACAGAUGACUGAGGAAUGGCUCAACCAUUACCGAAGACUAGCGCAAAUGGAACAUGCCCCCUAUCACCGCCCAUUAACAACCCAGGGAUACUCUAGCGAUGGGGAUUCUGAGGAAGAAUGAUAAACCAUACAAGUCUUGCUGUUUCUCAUUUGUUUAAAGUAGAAUGUCAAUCAUAUUUGGCAGCCAAGAAAAAACUGUUCAAGAUGAAAAGGAAUUGAUGGUAUACUGCAGAAUGUAGUGCAACUGUUAUCUGUGUAAAGGGUAAUGCAUGGUGUUAAAAAUGCGUGAUUCGACAUGGCUGUUAAUGUUGGAAACAUGAUUGAAAUGGAGGACAAGUUAUUGGUGAAAGAAAUUUAUAACUAUAAAUCUUCCUUUAAACUGAAGCUAUUUGCAAAAUUCCUUGUGAGGGAACUAAAAUAGCUUUGAAGUAUAAAUAGCAUACAGUAUAUCAUACAGCAGAUGUGUAUGCAUAUAAUGCCAUUCACAAGCAUAAUUUAUUGGCUAUUGGUGAAGGUUCAACCAAUUGUUUCUGGUUAUGUGAAAAGAAAAAAUAUAAGCUUCAAGCAUGCCAUUUAGCAAUCUGCCAUGCUAACUUUUCAUUUCUUAGUAAGCAGUGCAUUGCUUAUACACUUAAAAGUGAAAAGGUAACCAUAUCCGGCCAUUUCAGAUAUCACUAUUCAGUUUUUGAAAAACAUUUUAAGGCAACAUUUCAUUCUUGAAGAUAUUUCAAAUUUGUUAUUUUAUGUGUUUUUAGAUAUCAGAAAAUACACAUCACAGAUUGCUAAUGAUGGUAAACUUAUGUGCAGAAUUGAAGACUAGAAGAUAUUGCUGAAAGUGGAUGGAAAUUCAUGUAAAAGUGGUACUAUCUGUGGACAUUGUUCUAUAUGAACUGCAUAAUUCAUUUUCCAAAGAUCCGAUCAUUGUACAGUACAAAAUUUUAUGUCGUGCAUUUCUCAAUCGUUAUUAACCAAUGUCUGUUGGCAGAACCAACUUACUUUCCCUUUAAGAACUUUUUGGGAUGGUAAAGCUUAAAAUUUUUUUGUAAUUUUUCAGGUAGAAUGGCGAGUUUGUCAUUUCUCAAUAAUAAUUUAGUUCUUGGAGAGGAUCAAAAUUUUUGACGUGGGGAACGCAUUUGUUUUACAGUAGUACUGUAGUAAUUUGGUUGUAUUUUUGAAGGCCUUAAUUUGGAGAGGCUGUGAUUUUAAAGCAGAAUACAGUAGUGUGUUGACCUUUGUUAUUGAUACUUAUCUGUACAACAUUAUGAGAAUCUUAUUGCUGCAGCAGCUUCUCAAAAAUGUUUGAAAUGCCCAUACAAAGCAAGUCAGCAUUAAUCUUUGCUUUUAUUUUGAAGGAUAAUUUUCAUACUCUAGAUAACAUAAUCCAGGCUCUGAAUCCACAAUCCUAAUUUCUAACAAUAGUCAACUCAUUUUUUGCAGGUACUCCUCGAGUAAUUUUUUUUCCUUUAUAGUAAUACAUCUAAAAGUUGGCUACAUACUGCUUACCUUAAAGCUGCAGUGAAGACAAGUACUUUAAUACUAUAUAACUUGCCUACACUUCAUAAUUACAUCACAACCCAGAGGUUAGGUACAAGAAAUCAGCAACAUUAACUUGACCCUCAUGGUUUCAUGAAAGAGCAUUUUUACUUGAGUUAAGAAUGGUUUUCAAGUUUACAGUAAUAUUUGGUUGUGAGUAAUAAUCAGUAUUUUUUUUUUCUUGUUUUUUUUUUGAGUGGUUUGUUGUAGGAAGGAGUUGAAAUGAGUUCUGUAUACCUAAUUCAAAGCACAAAUCAAGUUCUCUUCCUCAUACACUAAUCCUGUACUAAAAUUUCAGUUCUCCUCGUGUAGUUCAAAUAUCUCAUUUAUUGCCAAAGUACUAGCAACAUCUCAAAGAGCCCAACUUUUUUUUUUUUAUCUACGUUGUUCCUUUCCGUCCAGUUAUUUAAAUGGUUUUAGUAUCCGCAGUCGCUACUUUCCAGUAAUUGUAACUGUGUUUGCAAUGAGUAUAUUAUAUUCAUAUCAUGUAAAUAUGUAUAGCUAGUUUAUUUCACUACUUUCUUGUGAUUGUUUUGCUUUAAAAUUUAGUCAUAUCAUUGAGAUCAUAAUGUAUUGAGUUAGGAAUGUGCAUUUUUGGCAAGAUUUGCUCUUAUUUUCUGAAGUUUUUCUCUUUAGUAAUCCAUUGAAGAGCCAUUUAUAAGAAUUUCUUCCCUUUGCAAUUAUUAUUCAUCAGUAUGUUGUAUUUCAUACCUAAUUUUGAUACAGGAAAAUACAUUGCAAACAGAAUACGUAUAUGAAAUGGGUUCUGAAGGAUCAAUUCUAUGAUUUUGAAUUCCACAGUUUUCAGCUACAAAAAUAUGCAUACGAGAUACAACAGAUGUUGGAUGGGUAAUUGCGAAGUCCAUAGGAACUGCUUCUAUUUAAGGGUUGUAUUUGCUAGGUAGCACUUCUUUGACAUCUUCAUCAUCAUAAUCUCCGCUUCUCUCCAUGGUUACAGUACAAACCAAGAACACACUGUGAUGAAAUCACUGAACAGUAUCCUUUCAGGAUUUUUAACUAAAGCUCAUUCACUAUAAAGUAAACACAGAAAAAAAUUGGGCUUCAUGUUUGACAGAAACCAGGGAUGAGAUUCCUUGAUUUCACCACACCUAUUUUAGCUGUCGGAAAUAAAUAUCUAAAUUUUUGUAGUUUCAUGAGAGAAGACCCUCAGACAUCAUUAUUGCAUGAUGUAAAAAUUGCCUGUGCUGUUUUUUAAGAAAGUAGUUUAAAAUUAAAACUGUCAGUGCAUAAUAGCUAGACCUUUGUAAAAAAUUUCCAGUUUACCAGUUUUUUGGUAUGGAAUUUUAAAUGCUCCCCCACAAUUAUAAAAUAAACAAAAAAAAGAUUUUCACAUUUCCAGUAUUGAGACUGUAGUUAUUUUUUUUCUUGGAUGAUUCCCUGAAUAUAUAGUGUACCCCAAUCACACCUAUUAUUACCUGGCUGAUAAAACUGAAUUAUAUGUUAAGUCUAUAUGUUGUUUAUCACCAAAUUCCUAGGAAGCUAACCCAUAGUAGUGAAGCAUUACUGGAUUGUUUGCCAGAGAUUAUUGUUAUGUAUAUAUAACGAGAUUAUACAAAUUGCUGAGAAA